Chrysochloris asiatica (Cape golden mole) is the source of this 1590-nucleotide messenger RNA. It is a transcript of the gene ZNF329, whose product is annotated as zinc finger protein 329. Gene Ontology annotation, molecular function: DNA-binding transcription factor activity; RNA polymerase II cis-regulatory region sequence-specific DNA binding. Bases 1 to 1590 code for a protein of 529 amino acids. Gene Ontology annotation, biological process: regulation of transcription by RNA polymerase II. The record is from RefSeq and is a predicted model, not a curated record. Lineage: Eukaryota; Metazoa; Chordata; Mammalia; Afrosoricida; Chrysochloridae. The transcript has a single exon.
AUGACAGCUCAGAAUAUUCCUGAGGAAGAACUAUCCCGUAAAGUGGACAUAGAAGGAUUUACAAGGGAGGAUCCUUGUUUCUUUCCUUUAGGUAAUGGUUGGGACUAUGAGAACCAAGAGGAACAUCUGAGACAAAUGGCUUUAACUCAAGAUAAGUCAGGGGCUCAGGAAGUCGUCUGUGAAUAUCAUAGAUUCAGGGCACAUCUAAGUACAGGUCCAGAUCUUCUGCCAUCUCAAAGAGUCUCCACAGCCAACGGGUUCCCUGUACAGAACUCAGAUGUAGGUUUGGAUUGUAACCAAGUCUGUGCAACGAAGAGAGCUGGUGAAAGGGAUGCUGGUGGAAAACCCUUCAGUCAGUCUGUUGACAUCAUUCCGUUUGGAAGAAACCAAGCGAGAGAGAAAAUCUAUAAACACCCUGAAAGAGUUCCAUCUUUUAACCUUUUUAACCCCCUUGGUGAACAAAAAGUAAUGAAAAGAGGAAAGAAACUCUAUGAAAGGAAGGACUUUGGUGACAUCUUUACCUUAAGUUCAUCUUUUAAUGAAAACAGGAAUCACCCUGGAGAAAAAUUGUAUAAAUGUGCUGAAUGUGGCAAAUGCUUCAAACGGAACUCCUCUCUUGUUUUGCAUCACCGAACUCACACUGGAGAGAAACCUUAUACUUGCAGUGAGUGUGGGAAAUCCUUCUCUAAGAAUUACAACCUGAUUGUUCAUCAAAGGAUCCAUACAGGAGAGAAGCCCUACAAGUGUAAUAAAUGUGGGAAAGCCUUCAGUGAUGGUUCAGCUCUGACACAGCAUCAGAGAAUUCACACUGGGGAGAAACCUUAUGAAUGUCUAGAAUGUGGGAAAACUUUCAAUCGAAAUUCAUCCCUUAUUUUACAUCAAAGAACUCACACAGGGGAAAAACCAUAUAGAUGUAAUGAGUGUGGGAAACCCUUUACUGAUAUUUCCCACCUCACCGUGCAUCUCAGAAUCCAUACAGGGGAGAAGCCUUAUGAAUGUAGCAAAUGCGGAAAGGCCUUCCGAGAUGGUUCAUACCUCACUCAGCACGAGAGGACUCACACUGGAGAGAAACCUUUCGAAUGUGCAGAGUGUGGGAAAUCCUUCAAUCGCAACUCUCAUCUCAUUGUGCAUCAGAAAAUCCAUUCUGGGGAGAAGCCGUAUGAAUGUAAAGAAUGUGGGAAAACAUUCAUUGAGAGUGCUUACCUCAUCAGACACCAGAGGAUUCAUACUGGUGAGAAGCCCUAUGGUUGCAACCAGUGUCAGAAAUUGUUCAGGAACAUUGCUGGUCUUAUCCGUCACCAGAGGACUCAUACUGGUGAGAAGCCCUAUGAGUGUAAUCAGUGCGGCAAAGCUUUCCGAGACAGCUCCUGCCUGACCAAGCAUCAGAGGAUUCACACUAAGGAGACCCCUUACCAGUGUUCAGAAUGUGGAAAAUCUUUCAAGCAGAACUCCCACUUGGCAGUGCACCAGAGACUCCACAGCAGGGAGGCUCUCAGCCAGUGUCCUGAGUGUGGGAAAAUGUUCAGAAGGAGCUCAUCCCUCAUCCGACAUCAAAGAACACACCCUGGAGAGAAGACCAUAGAAAUAUAA